GUCACCACCAACCUUUGUGCCCGACACUGGACUUAAGAACUUCUUCGAACUAGCAAGCGCGUAUUUGACCGCUAUAACCAUGUCGACAUGGGCGCCCGAUCAAGGGGGUCUUCAGACGAUCCUUCAAACCAUCAGUGACUCCAUGGACACCCACAACGCAGCCAUUCAACGAGCUAUCACUCAAAAAUUGAGCGAAUUUACGCGCGUAGCUGACUACAUCGCAUAUCUCGCGUAUAUCCUGGCCCAUAUGCCCGCACAGCAUGAGCGUAUCCGCACAAUAGCCGGCUACUUGCUCAAGAACAACGCGAAGCUCAUCUUACAAUCAUCACCCGAGGUCGCUGCAUUUGUUAAGACUUCCAUCCUCCAGGCGUUCAACGACCCCUCUGUCCUCGUUCGCAACGCUGCUGGACAGGAUAUCGUCGCGUUCCUCGGAACUUUAGAACCGAAGAACUGGCCGGAGUGUCUGCAGCACCUGUUCGCCACGUUAGACUCGGCUGAUGCAGAUCAGCAAGAGGCCGCAUUCAAUGCGUUGGAGAAGGCGUGCGAAGACUAUCCCCGCAAGAUGGACAUCGACAUCAACGGCCAGCGCCCACUCGAUUUCAUGAUCCCCAAGUUCAUGCAACUCUCCGAACACCCCUCGGCUAAAAUGCGCUCCCACGCCAUCGCGUGUUUGGCAUACUUCGUCCCAAUCCAAUCCCAGAGCCUUUGGGCGCACCUCGACGCCUUCAUUGCAUGCCUCUUCAAGCGUGCGUCGGACGACGACCCGGGUGUGCGGAGGCACGUUUGUCAAGCCCUCGUGCUCCUCCUGGCCUCCCGCCCCGAAAAACUUAUGCCGGAGAUGCACAAUGUGGCUGAAUACAUGCUAUACUCGACGAAGGACCAGAACGAGAACGUUGCGCUUGAGGCUUGCGAGUUUUGGCUCACGUUCGCUGAGGACUCUGAGCUCGCUCCGUACCUGGCGCCGCUUCUCCCGAAGGUCGGGCCUGUCCUGCUGGACUGCAUGGUUUACGGCGAGGAUGACCUCCUGUGGCUUGAGGCAGACGUCGAAGACGAUUCGGCGGUGCCGGACAAAGAGUCCGACAUCAGGCCAAGACACUACGGUGGCAAAUCUCAUGGCUUCGAGCAUGAAGCAGUCAAUGGUGGUGAGGGCACACAGGCCAAGAAGGGAGCCUACGGCGAAGAGCAACUGGAUGAAGAAGAAGAUGAUGACUACGAUGACGAUGACGACUUUGCGGAUGAGAUGUCUACGGAGUGGAAUCUCCGCAAGUGUGCGGCGGCGGCGUUGGACGUGCUUGCCGUACGAUUUGGACAGGAUUUACUCAAUGUUUUGCUCGAGCCGCUGAAAGCGAAGUUAUGGAGCCAGGAUUGGUUACAACGGGAGAGCGCCAUCCUUGCGCUUGGAGCCAUGGCAGAGGGCUGCAUCGAGGUGAUCGAGCCUCACCUGCCGACGUUGAUCCCGUACUUGCUGAGCACGCUCAACGAUCCCAAACCCCUCGUUCGAUCAAUAUCCUGCUGGACGCUCGGGAGGUACGCCAGCUGGUGUGCACAAGGAGGCUCAGAGGAACAUAAGAAUCAAUUCUUCAUUCCUACUAUGGAAGGACUUUUACGCAUGGUCCUGGACAACAACAAGCGCGUCCAAGAAGCGGGCUGUAGUGCGUUCGCCACUCUCGAGGAGGACGCAGGCCAAGAGCUAGCUCCGUACCUCGAGCCCGUGCUGCGAAACCUGGUGUUUGCCUUCGAGAAAUACCAACACAAGAACAUGUUGAUACUAUACGAUGCCGUUGGCACGCUUGCGGACGCUGUAGGACGUGCCAUGGCGAACCCUACAUACGUAGACAUCUUGAUGCCCCCGCUUACGAAGAGGUGGGCUAAACUCAAGGAUGAUGAUGAAGAUUUGGUACCACUCCUAGAGUGUCUCGCGUCGGUGACCAUUGCCAUGGGACCGGCUUUCCUCCCGUACUGCGGCCCGGUCUUUGAACGCUGCCAGAACAUCAUCCACCACUCCCUUCUCCAAUAUCAGCAGUAUCAACAGAACUCCGACCUGGAUGAACCGGACCGGCAAUUCCUAGUAGUCGCCCUUGAUCUUCUUUCGGGUCUCACUCAAGGGUUGGGCAUGGCACUCGAACCGUUCCUCGCCCAAAGCCAACUAUUCAACCUGUUGACGGUCUGCCUGAAACAUCCUCAAGCGCCGGUCCGUCAAUCAGCGUACGCGCUCGUCGGUGAUAUGGCAAUGGGAUGCUUCCCCUUGCUACGACCGCAUAUGCCGGGCAUCAUGAGCGAACUCAUCGAGCAACUGGACCCCGAGCCUAAGGUUGAGUUCAUCAGCGCAUGCAACAAUGCGGCGUGGUCCGUGGGUGAGGUCGCCCUCCGAUAUGGUCGAGAUGACCCUGAGUUUAGGCAAUGGGUGAACCCGCUCAUCUCGCGAUUGGUCCCAAUCCUGUUGCAUCCCAAGGCCCCUCGUAGCCUCCACGAGAACGCAGCCGUCUCAAUCGGUCGCAUCGGCCUCGUGCACCCGACCAUCGUCGCCCCGUACCUCAAUGAAUUUGCUCAGCAAUGGUGCCAGGCUUUGUACGAGAUCCGUGACAACGAGGAGAAAGACUCCGCAUUCCGCGGCUUCUGCACGCUUGUGCAGACGAACCCCAGCGGCAUCGCCAAGAGCAUUCUCUGGUUCUGCAACGCUAUUGUGCGAUGGAACACACCGUCGCCGGAGCUGCAAAACAUGUUCCAGCAACUGCUCUCGGGCUUCAAACAAGCUGAUCCCGCGGGGUGGCAGGCACAGGUGGCAACCUUCCCUCCGGUCAUCCAAGAAAGGCUUGUGGCCCGUUACAACGUCUGAACGCGUUUCAGCUCGCUUUCGAGGUUAACAUCUUGACAUACUUUUCCGCUUUCGGUUCUAUGUAAUAUAACAGACUCCUGCCUCUGCUUGCUUGUGUGUCCGUCCCCGGCUCGUGUUCUCUCGUUGCAUCUGGAAUCAACUUUCGUAGCAGUAGUACUUCAUCGCAACAACUUCAUGUAUCUACGUUGAACCCGUCCGGCUCACCGCAUUGCAUACCCGCCAUAUAGUGCAGUCGAUCAUCAUGCACAUCACCCAUUUUCGUAGCAGUAGUCAACCCAUUCAGUAGUAGUAGUAGUAGUAGUAGCAUCGCACAUCCGUAGGUAGUUAGUAGUUAGUAUUAGUAGGUAGUCAUUUCAGUAGAUAGUAAUCAAACGCAAGCGGUGGAGAGCCCCGAAUUCA
This is a messenger RNA of Punctularia strigosozonata HHB-11173 SS5, 3235 nucleotides long. Its product is annotated as ARM repeat-containing protein. Gene Ontology annotation, biological process: protein import into nucleus. The coding region runs from base 80 to 2836 and encodes 918 amino acids. Gene Ontology annotation, molecular function: nuclear import signal receptor activity. Gene Ontology annotation, cellular component: cytoplasm; nucleus. Lineage: Eukaryota; Fungi; Basidiomycota; Agaricomycetes; Corticiales; Punctulariaceae. The transcript is spliced from 9 exons. The record is from RefSeq and is a predicted model, not a curated record.